Molecule: messenger RNA, 528 nt
Organism: Setaria italica (foxtail millet)
Lineage: Eukaryota; Viridiplantae; Streptophyta; Magnoliopsida; Poales; Poaceae
Exons: 1
Coding region: 1-528 (175 amino acids)
Source: RefSeq, a predicted model, not a curated record
AUGCCAUGUGGAGAGCGCAUCCUCGCUGCCGUCUGCAGGUCGCGCCUCGUCGAUCACCUCACCGGGGCUAUUCUUGCUCCAGCUCAUGAAAUCGACAGCAAGGAUGCCACCGGGAAGGACGCCAAGCUUCCAAACCCAGCAUUCAACGAGUGGUAUGCGAGGGACCAACAUGUUCUCAGCUUCAUCUUCGGCUCCCUAGCGCGGGAUGUCACGUCUCAGGUCUCCGCUAAGGAAUCGGCGGCUGAGUUAUGGUCUGCAAUCGAGGCAAUGUACUCAUCGCGGACCAGGGCACAUGCAGUGAACACGCGUGUCGCUCUUGCAACAACCCAGAAGGGCAAUCAAACUGUUGCAGAGUUUGUUGGCAAGAUGUGGUCUCUUGGUGAUGAGAUGGCCGCCGCUGGCAGGCCCCUCGAAGAAGAAGAGCUCAUGGAGUACAUUCUCACGGACCUGGACUUCGACUUCAACCCGAUCGUGUCCAUUCUCCUUGUCCAGAAGGGGUCGAUCUCCAUCGAAGAAGUCUACUCCUAG